Messenger RNA from Talaromyces stipitatus ATCC 10500, 945 nucleotides. RefSeq names its product polysaccharide deacetylase family protein. The record is from RefSeq and is a predicted model, not a curated record. Gene Ontology annotation, molecular function: hydrolase activity, acting on carbon-nitrogen (but not peptide) bonds. Bases 1 to 945 code for a protein of 314 amino acids. Lineage: Eukaryota; Fungi; Ascomycota; Eurotiomycetes; Eurotiales; Trichocomaceae. The transcript has 3 exons. Gene Ontology annotation, biological process: carbohydrate metabolic process.
AUGGGCAAGAAGCGCAUUUUAGUCGGCUACGGAGUCGAUAUUGACGCCGUUGCAGGUUGGCUAGGAUCGUACGGUGGAGAAGACAGUGUGAGCGACAUAAGCCGAGGGCUCUGGGCCGGACAUAUUGGUACUACCCGGCUACUCAAACUAUUUGAGAAGUACAACAUCAAAGCAUCCUGGUUUAUUCCAGGACACUCGCUGGAGACGUUCCCCGAGGAGUGCGCGCAGAUCCGUGACGCGGGACACGAAAUCGGGCUGCAUGGGUACUCGCACGAGAACCCAGCCAGCAUGACGAAGGAGCAGCAGCGCGAUAUUCUCGAUAAAACCUACAGGAUGCUCUGGGAUUUCUGCGGCAAACCGCCGCGUGGGAUUGUUGCGCCAUGGUGGGAGACCAGCGCAGAGAUGGUUGACAUGCUGCUCGCCUAUGGCCUCGAGUAUGACCACUCCAUGUCCCACGAGGACUGCCAGAUGUACUGGUUGCGGAAGGGGGACUCAUGGACCAAGAUUGACUACAGCCAGAAGGCGGAGACGUGGAUGAAGCCGUUGGUCCGGGGCGAGACAACUGGUCUUGUUGAGAUUCCAGGAAGUUGGUAUAUUGACGAUCUGCCGCCAAUGAUGUUUAUCAAAAAUUCGGCGAAUAGUCACGGAUGGGUUAAUCCGCGCGAUAUCGAAGAUAUCUGGAAGGACCAUUUUGAUUAUUUCUAUCGAGAAUACGAUGAAUUCGUGUUCCCUAUGACAAUUCACCCGGAUGUAUCUGGCCGACCCCAUGUGUUACUUAUGCACGAAAGAAUUAUCGAGCACAUUAAUAAACAUGAGGGUGUGGAGUGGGUGACAUUUGAAGAGAUGUGUGAUGAAUUUAAGAAGACAAACCAGCCUCCUCCAGGAGCAAUAUUGCCAGCUACUCCUGGCAGCAUUCUGGAGAAAAGUAGCAGUUUUCAACUUUAA